Molecule: messenger RNA, 1539 nt
Organism: Colletotrichum karsti
Lineage: Eukaryota; Fungi; Ascomycota; Sordariomycetes; Glomerellales; Glomerellaceae
Exons: 2
Coding region: 1-1539 (512 amino acids)
Molecular function (GO): FAD binding
Source: RefSeq, a predicted model, not a curated record
AUGCAGUUUCCCGCUGCAAUUCUUCUCACAGGCUUGAUAUAUGGCUCGCCAUGUAUCGCACUUCCGUCUGCGUCUCCCAUAUCACCGUCUAUUUGCGAGAUGCUCAACACGGCCUUGCCAGGCAAGGUGGCCUACCCAGACACGACUGCAUACAACACAUCAAAUGUCUACUGGUCAGGCAGACAGAGCAUGAAGCCCUCCUGUAUAGCUCUGCCCGAAUCUGCUGAGGAUGUUUCGAAGAUUCUAGGGCUUGUGACCAAGCACGACAACCCCUUUACUGUCAGGAGCGGAGGACACACCGCGUUCCCUAGGGGAUCCAACAUCCAGGGAGGGGUCGUCAUUGCUAUGGACUCAAUGAACGAUAUACAAGUCUCUCUUGACCGAUCCACGGUCUCUGUUGGCCCUGGUAACCGCUGGAUCAAUGUAACCGACGUUGUUUCGCCUUUGGGAAUCGCGGUGGUUGGCGGCCGCAGCCCUAUGGUCGGCGUCUCAGGGUUUCUGUUGGGAGGUGGCCUCUCUUUUCUCACCGGCAGGAGAGGCCUGGGCUGCGACAACGUCCGAAACUUCCAGGUUGCUCUCGUAUCUGGUGAUAUAGUGAACGCCAACCCGGUCGAGAACCAGGACCUCUAUUGGGCUCUUAGAGGCGGUGGCGGGUCCAGCUUUGGCAUCGUUACCCGUUUUGACCUCGAGGCUUAUGAGCAAGGCGAUGUCUGGAGCCGGCUGAGCGUGUGGCCGGCCAGCGACACCAUCGAAGUGCUCACCACCUUUACCAGAAUCACAAGGGAAAAGGUGCACUCGGGACAGGAUCCGGACUCGCAUCUGAUAUUUGGCUUAACGUAUGCCGACAACACCACUGAAGCACCAAUCCCAACGGUAUACGGCUUCCAUAUGGACCUCUCCUCCCCGCACGCUCCUGGUGGCGAGUUUGAUACUAUGGUUGGCUUUGACCAGCUUCCAGAGCCUCUCUCCAAUACCACACUCGUCGCGGACAUCUCGGGCAUAAUUCGAACCACUUCAUCAACUGUAUUCGGCGAGAGACAAUCAUGGUACGCUACUUCUAUCAGCGACGGUCUGAACAGCAACGAUUUCAUGAAGGAUGUUGCUGAAGCCUUCACCAUCUUCGCCAACUAUAUCAGAGCAGAUGCUAGAGCUCGUGGGGCUUUUCUCGAUGUCACCAUGGUCUUCCAGCCACUGACCAACCCUUCACUCGGCGCCAUGCAGAGGAACGGCGGCAACCCCCUGGGACUUGAACCUGCAGAGUUCCCAUCUUACGUUGUUUCCAUACCAAUGGCCUGGAUUGACGCAUCUCUUGACGACAUGAUUGACGCCCGGACGAACCAGUUUAUCAAAGACUUGGAUGCUAUGGCCAGAGAGAGAGGAUUUGGGAAUGGUUUUGAGUACAUAAACUAUUCUGGAAGACUGCAGAAUGUGAUUGCGAGCUAUGGCGCAAAGAACCAAGAGAGACUUCGGGCCAUCGCAAACAUAUACGACCCUGAUGGUCUGCUGCGAACGCUCUGGACGGGAUAUUUUAAGCCGUGA